Messenger RNA from Zychaea mexicana, 823 nucleotides. RefSeq names its product DASH complex subunit Duo1-domain-containing protein. The coding region runs from base 28 to 651 and encodes 207 amino acids. The record is from RefSeq and is a predicted model, not a curated record. Gene Ontology annotation, biological process: mitotic cell cycle. Gene Ontology annotation, cellular component: mitotic spindle; DASH complex. Lineage: Eukaryota; Fungi; Mucoromycota; Mucoromycetes; Mucorales; Lichtheimiaceae. The transcript is spliced from 2 exons.
CAUCACCAUUACCCUUCACAAUAUAAAAUGAGUAAUGAAGAUUUACCACCAACAACACCACGACCGCCUCGUGAAAGCUUAUUACCAUCAUCACAACGUUGGGUCACCAAUUUGUACAGCAGUAACAGCACGUCUGAUCCUGAACCACCGAUCGAUAAUCCCUCAAUUCCAAACGAAGUGAACGCACAACUCAGGAAGGAUUAUGAACAGUUACAAAAAUUGAAUCAAAUAGCACAAGCAUUAACUGAAAAGCUCGAACAAACUCGCGGUAAUUUUGAGGCCUUCGAGGCCACGGUAGAUCAAACAGAUCAUUUGCUCGAUCUAUGGACAAACCUACUCUCACAGUCAGAGCGUACAAAACAACGACUCGAGGAUCCACAAUACCAAGGUUCGCAUAAUAGUACCACUAACACAACGCACACGCAUUCAUCGACCUCCUCUUUGCCACCGGGAUUACAACAGUUACAACAGCUGCAUCUUCACCACAGCCAUCCACAACAGCAACAACAAAACCUAAAACGUACUACAACAACAGCAAUGAGACGACAUACCCUUGCACCUUCCUCUUCUAUACAGCCACCAUCUCAACAUAAUCCUCCAUCUAAAAGAUUACGGCGUUCAACACUUGUACGCAAUCCCAAACGACAUUGAUUUAAUAUAAAUAGCACGAGACUAAUAAAACAACAACAAUGUACAUACGUAUAUGAGAUAUUUGCAAUGGAGAGAGACAGUAGCGACGCAGUACAGCGGUUAGACCUUUUUGCAUCAAUGGUUUGAGAUCAAUGAAGAAAAUAGUAAAUCAUGAUAUUUACUGGUAAGUGCG